GCCUGAGGAAGGGAGGGUGGAGCGGCGCGCGCGCCCUGCGGCCCUUUGGCCGCCGGCUCCGCCCAUCGCUGCGGCGGCGACUCCCGGCAGGAUCAGGUGGGAAAGAAAUGACCACCCCAAACAAGACACCACCUGGUGCUGAUCCAAAGCAGUUAGAGAGGACUGGUACUGUUAGAGAAAUAGGCUCACAAGCAGUUUGGUCCCUUUCAUCCUGUAAGCCAGGGUUUGGAGUGGAUCAGUUACGGGAUGAUAAUCUAGAAACUUACUGGCAGUCAGAUGGAUCACAGCCUCAUUUGGUGAACAUCCAAUUUAGAAGAAAAACAACAGUGAAGACAUUAUGCAUUUAUGCAGACUACAAAUCUGAUGAAAGUUACACUCCAAGCAAAAUCUCUGUCAGAGUAGGAAAUAAUUUUCAUAAUCUCCAGGAAAUCCGGCAACUUGAACUAGUGGAACCGAGCGGCUGGAUUCACGUUCCUCUGACAGACACUCACAAGAAGCCAAUUCGCACGUUCAUGAUCCAGAUUGCUGUUCUAGCUAAUCACCAGAAUGGGAGGGACACUCACAUGAGACAAAUCAAAGUGUACACCCCGGUGGAAGAGAGCUCCAUUGGUAAAUUCCCUCGAUGUACAACAAUUGAUUUCAUGAUGUAUCGCUCCAUAAGAUAAAGUUUGACGACGGUAUUGUUGCUAAAGUAUUCAGAUACUUAAAGAGCAGGGUUUACUUCAGUGUAAUUAUAUCUUUUUUGUUUAUACUUUGUACAAUUUUGAAAUAAAGAUAAUACUGUGUUACAAU
Corapipo altera (White-ruffed manakin) is the source of this 792-nucleotide messenger RNA. It is a transcript of the gene ANAPC10, whose product is annotated as anaphase promoting complex subunit 10. Gene Ontology annotation, cellular component: anaphase-promoting complex. The record is from RefSeq and is a predicted model, not a curated record. NCBI's taxonomy places the organism in Eukaryota, Metazoa, Chordata, Aves, Passeriformes, Pipridae. The transcript has 6 exons. The coding region runs from base 108 to 665 and encodes 185 amino acids. Gene Ontology annotation, biological process: protein K11-linked ubiquitination; anaphase-promoting complex-dependent catabolic process.